AUGCUUAUUGCUUCAGUGCUCUUCUGCUAUAUACCAUAUCGUCGAUUGGCUAUUAUCAAAGAAAAACUUGAAAAUAUAAGUGGUACUCACGUUCGUUACGUGAAUCUAAUAAAGCAUUUGUUAAAUAUGACAAAUUGCAAGCAAAUAUCCUGGAGCACAUGGGAUCAAUGUACUGCUAAACAACAAAAUAUAACACGUCAACGUGAGCUAUCAUUUGCAGAUUGUCAAUUAAUAUACGAGAAUAUAUCAUGUGAUUGUAGUGAUAAUUUAAUUGAGAAUAUUCAAGAAAUUGAUGAAAAUUCCUAUGUUCGUUAUGGAUGUAUUCCAGGAUCUAAUCAACAAUUAGCAAUGUUAUCAAUUAAUGCAACAAUUGUUAAUGUUAGCAUCAAAAAUUUAUCAGGAAUAAUCUUUGAACCAUGUAUUAUAAAUCAUUGA
Loa loa (African eye worm) is the source of this 435-nucleotide messenger RNA. RefSeq lists its product as hypothetical. The record is from RefSeq and is a predicted model, not a curated record. NCBI's taxonomy places the organism in Eukaryota, Metazoa, Nematoda, Chromadorea, Rhabditida, Onchocercidae. The coding region runs from base 1 to 435 and encodes 144 amino acids. The transcript has a single exon.